This is a messenger RNA of Pelagomonas calceolata, 1492 nucleotides long. The record is from the annotation of a GenBank genome assembly. Lineage: Eukaryota; Pelagophyceae; Pelagomonadales; Pelagomonadaceae.
CUCCGCACGGCUCGUCACGAGCGCCAGCCAUUGAUUCGAAACGGCGUGUAGGCGGUACGCAAGCUAUAUAUCCAGCGCUGUGGCUGCUGGCGUCGUUGCGCCAGGUCUCGCCCUAGCAAACGAGCUCCUGUAGCGCGCCUACUCGACGCCCCGCGAGAUCUCUGCCGCGUGCGAGCGUGCGAACGGUCAAGACACGCCAGAGCAUCACUGAAGAGCCGCACAGAUGCGCCGCACGCUCGUCGGCCCGUCGUCGACCGCGCGACCGGCGCCGGCCGCCGCGCCGCGGCCGGUGGUGCAGAAGGGCGGCCUCGCCGUGAGCUGGCGCGCGGACGUCGGCGGCGUCGCCUGCGUCGCGCAGUCGAGCGCCUGCCUCGCCGUGGCGACGGACGACGGCGCCGUCGUUUUUGUGGAUACUGCCGGCGAGAUCACCGCGCGGUCGCCGCAAAUUGCCGACGAGGGCCCGAACGCGAUGGCCUUCUCGCAUGAUGGGGCCUGGGUCGUGGCGGCCUUCGACGACGGCCGCGCGCGCGUCGUGCGGACGGAUGGGACGCUGGCCGUCGUGCACGCGGUGGCGCCGGAGGCGGUCGCGGGCAAGCGCGCGCGCCAGGUCGCGGCGACAAGCUGCACUACGCUCGACGACGACUUCGUGGCCAGCGCGGGGAAGCUCGUCCACUGCUGCUCGUUGACCGGCGAUUUGAUCCAUGCCGUAACCUUCGAGGCGCCGGUGCGCGCGCUCUGCGACGCGUCCGCGGGUCUGUUCCGAGGCUACGCGGUCGCGCACGGCUGCGUCUGCGUGCUGGUGCAGCGCGACGGCGAGGUCAACUGGCGCUACGCUUCCCAGAGGCCGCUGCGGUCGCUCCUGGCCCGAGGGGACUUUGUGGCGGCGGGCACCUUCGACGGGGCGGUCCAGGUCUGGGGCGGCGAGGAUCUCGCGGCGUCGCUCCAGUCGUUUUGCCAGAGCGACGGCGAAGCGCUGGCCUGGAGCGCGGACGGUGCAUUUCUUGCGGUGACGGGCGCACGCGCAGCAUGCUUCGACUUCUCGGGCGACCGGCCACCGCACCCCUAUCGACGGGACCGGGGCGACGGGCCGGACUACAUCCCUAGGGUGUUGGGCUUCCAGGACGGGUCGCGCGAGCGGUGCGUCGCGUGGGCGCCGGGCGGCGCGAUCCUGGCCACCGCCGAUUCAACGGGUGUGGUGCGGCUCUGGAACCUGCGGGGCCGGCUGAAGAAGGGCGGCCAGGGCCACCCGCAGCGGCCGGAAGAUAUGAAACCGCAGUUCUUCCUGUUCCCGCAACUCGACGCGGCGCACCCGUCCGGGGCCUCGGAAAGACCGGCCUUUUUGGGAUGGCUUGGCCCCGACGUGGUCGCCGCCGUCUACGAGUGCGGCGACGUCGUCGCCUUCCGCGUGGCGCCGCCGCCUGCCGUCGCGGCGGCGCCGCCGCCACCACUGAUCUUCGAUAAAGCCACCGACCCAAAAAAUGUGAUGUAAGAC